Schistosoma margrebowiei is the source of this 1366-nucleotide messenger RNA. The record is from the annotation of a GenBank genome assembly. Lineage: Eukaryota; Metazoa; Platyhelminthes; Trematoda; Strigeidida; Schistosomatidae.
UAAUCGAUGAGGUUAGAAAGUAUAUUCCGACGAAUAGGUCCAGUGGCCCUUGCAGAUAUAUUGUAAAGACUUACUAUUCAGUACCGCGGACCGCAAUUCGAAACGUCGAAGAUCCAAUGUAGAAUUCUUGGAUCUAAAAAACAUUAUUGAAUCUCCACCUAUGGAUCUCGAUGCUGAUCAGAAUAUCAGAAAGUCAAAAAGACUUCGUCGUGAUUUUAUAUGUCUGUCAAAAUCAGAAAGUAAAGAGCCUUCAAAACCGUUCAGAGCACCUCGAAGAAAGUCAUUGAGGUGCCCAUUAAAGCAAUUAAAUUCGCAUGAUAGUACAUCCACUAAUCCUACUCAACUAACUGUUCAAAUGAAAAAUGACCAAUCACACAUGGAUGUUAGUUCUAUCAAUACUAUUUCAUUUGGUAAUCUGUCGAUUUCAUCACCAAACAAGUCAGAAAAUACUAAAUUAUCUCGUCCAAGUUCUUCAUUUAUUCCUGCAUUUGUUUCAGAUUUUUAUCUCUCUAAAAGAUAUAUUCCCCCUAAGCACAGAGGGUUAGCCACAGUAGUUGAAGAUUCUGUUAAACGGAGUCAGCGACGUCCUAGAUCGUACAAAAAGACCGAACUUUCUCCAAUAAGACGACAAAUAUUUACAGGCCAAACUCUUGAGGAAGCUUGCGCCCCUACAGCUGCUGGUAUUGCUCCGCUAGACCCAGAAUUUGUGUUGUCAGCUACACGUAAGCGUGUUAUCAGGCGCCAAAGGCUUGCAAAAAAGUUAGGGUUUCGUGGCAUUAGUAUAUCCAAGCAAACUGAAGAGAACUUUGCUAAAUUUCUUUCACAAUCAAAUUUGAAUUCUUCUCACAGUAGCUCAGCAUCUAUCUGAAAUGAAAUGCAAUUGUCCUUCAUAUUAAUCUCAUACUGCUUAUUGAUACCUACGUCUUUCAAUUAAAUAUCAAAAUUCAGACCCUCCUUGUUUUAUGUAAAUCUUUUAUUUAUAUGACAUUUCCACCAGUGUUCACAUAGAAUAUUGUAUACAUGGCUUGCAAAAGCAUCGUAAGAAUUUCAUAUUUCAUCCCUUUUAUGAUAUCGUGUCGUGUAUACUUUUUGAUUAAGUAUGAAACCUGUUUAGAUUUUUUACAACUUAUGUUUACAAAACGAAUUUGACUUUUAACUCCCUUUAGAUUUUGUUACAGCCCAAAAUGUGGGGGAUUUUAUAAAACAUCAUUUACUCUGAAUAUAAUCUUUUUAGUUCUUCUGAAACAAAUAUCCUCAUAUUUUUCUAAAACGUUUCUUUUGUAAAGUUGGGCUAUGCCUCAAAUACUGAGACAUGUUGCAUAUCAUUUUUAUCAGUAAGCUUUUACCACAGAUUUUAUAUAUGACC